Messenger RNA from Colletes gigas, 1879 nucleotides. It is a transcript of the gene Dlish, whose product is annotated as SH3 domain-containing protein Dlish. Lineage: Eukaryota; Metazoa; Arthropoda; Insecta; Hymenoptera; Colletidae. Gene Ontology annotation, molecular function: protein binding. The record is from RefSeq and is a predicted model, not a curated record. The transcript has 6 exons. The coding region runs from base 199 to 1401 and encodes 400 amino acids.
ACAUAUUUGUGCUUGUAGAAAUAAAUUUUCCUAAACAUUUACGUAGGAUUUACUUGUUAAACGCAACAAGCUUUCGUCAUUUCCAUUCAUAUGCUUAAUAUGUGCACUUUCGUUGUACGGCUUGCUUCGGUACUUUUCUGACACUUAACAAUACAUGUUCUGAAAAUGUAAUUCUGAAUAAACUUUAAGAAAAACAGAAUGGCUUUUUUAUGUCCGGUGCGUAUUCGGCGAGGAAAGAAAAAGAAACCUGGAGUUCAUAAUUUUAAUUUGGAGAAAGAUUGUGUUGGAGCAGGAAGUACAGGAUUGGGUUUGGGAACUAAAGUACCAUUACCUCCUGGACGUAUAACAGGAAGUGCUAGUAUUGAAACUUUAGUCAGAGUAGGCAUUGAAAAAGAAAAUGGACUUUCACCAGAUAGUAAAAUGGUCAUUGUCCAUGACUUUACACCUUGCGUUGAUGACGAACUUCAAGUAAAACGUGGCCAGGUUGUAAAUGUUUUAUAUAGAGAGAAUGAUUGGGUGUAUGUAAUAGCAGCUGAUACAUGUAUGGAAGGCUUUGUUCCACAUUCGUAUUGUGCACCUUACACAUCACAGCUUGCUGAAUUAACACUUGCUACUCUAAUGAACAAUGUGAAAAAGAAACUACCAAGGUCUAACGAGACUGAUUGUGAUUUUGCUGGUACAGGUCGUUCACAAACAUUAGAUGCACAACAAACUGACACUGGAUCAGCAUCAGAUUGUGAAAGUUAUGCUCGUAAUGUUACUACUGCUGAUGUAAAUGUUAAUCGAUCUAAAAUUACACAGUCUCAAAAUUCUAUUCAAACUAUAUCCUCUCAGGCAGAUAUACAUCCGUUCUUUAAGGACCCAUCAGCAGGAAGAUACAUUGUACUCUAUACUUUUGUGGCCAGAGAUGAAAAUGAUGUUAGCGUGGAAAGGGGAGAAUUUGUAACUGUUCUCAAUAGAGAUGAUCCCGAUUGGUUUUGGGUACUUAGACAUUGCGAUGGUAAUGAGGGUUUUGUGCCAUCUGGAUUUGUGUAUCCAGGACAUGUUCUUCAUUCUUAUGCAACAACUACUACAACUACCACUACUACCACUGCAGCUACAACAUCUACAGAGACACAUAGUUUAGGAAAAGGCAGUAACUCAAUGCCAGGUAACGAAUCAUUACAACAAAAAGGUUUGCGAGAUUUUCGUGACGAAACAAAUGGUACAGAAUUAGUUGUACUUUACGAUUAUAAGGCGCAGGCGCCAGAUGAUUUAUCUGUGAGGAGGGCUGAUUGGAUAUAUGCAGAUUUGGGAAAUCAAACGGUAGAUGGUUGGCUGUGGGCGUAUGCACCCAAAACCCGCAAAUACGGUUUUAUUCCGAAGGCGUAUGCGCGUCCUCCUGCUAUGACAAGCUUAUGAUACAAACUAUAAUCUUGUAUAUCUGACAUUUUACGCAUAUAUUCAAAUAACAAAGUACUUUUAUAUAAUGCUACAUUUUAAACAGUGCCGAAAAGCGUGGAAAUACGACAAUUACACUUUUCUCUGUUAUAUUUAAUGUACGGUGACAUUAACAUUGAGUGUAGCGCAAUCGGAUGUGAUGUGAUUAAGGAGGCCUUCAUGCAGAACUAUACAAUCACCUGUUAAAAAAAUAUCUUCAGGACACUGAGCUGUUCUUAGCGAAUUCACUGGACCUGUGUACGCCAAGGAACGCAAGCCAUCGCCAUCGAUCUUAUCCACAGCCUGUUGUGGAAAUAGCCCAUUUUUUAUUACAUGCAUAUCAUUUAUAUAAUGUACAUAGACAUAAUUACUUGUCUAACUGAAUGUUUUUAAUUGAAACAAUAUACCUGAAUACUACAUAGAAGUUUUUCUCCCGCGUUUCCAAUGUCCAAUCCAGCAA